Messenger RNA from Cylindrotheca closterium, 2742 nucleotides. The record is from the annotation of a GenBank genome assembly. Lineage: Eukaryota; Bacillariophyta; Bacillariophyceae; Bacillariales; Bacillariaceae.
AUGAAUCUAUAUCAAGCUCAGACGUCUCCAGCCAGACCGUCACGUCCAAGUAAUCCCUCAAUCUCUGGUUCUGCUUCUUCUUCUUCGACUAUUACCAAUUUCCCAAAUCUUCCCGUAAACAAACAAAAACCAUUUUCACAGACCAACAAAAAGACCUUGUUUCAGCAUUGCCUCAAAGAUAUUGCCGUCCCCCGAGCCUUGCAGGAAGGUAUUCAAGUUCUCAGGGUGUUUGCCAAUGGAAAAACGACGCAAAUGACCAUGAAACUGAGCGAUGACAAGUUUACCUUGUUUUUAAAUCACGGGAUUCCUGGAAACAAUAAGUCAACGUCACAAAGCAAACGAUGGUUGCCCUUUAGUUCUAAGAAUGGGAGUGAUUUGGACCGAGUGAUUGAUGUGGGGGGUAUUUCAGAAAUUCAAAGGGGACAUUCGCGUCGGAACUUUCAAUUGGCAAGAACAAAGGCAGAUUCCAUUAGAUCCCUCAUGAGUAACAUCAGUCUGGAAAAUUCCACGGUCGCGUCACAACAAACUAUGGAUGUCUUGGAUCCUUCCUUGUGCUUUUCCAUUUUGUUUCGGGGUGCGUGGACGUUGGAUCUCAUGAUGCCAUCCUCGUCCACUUCCAUUAGUAGGGAUGAAGUUCUCAAUGCCUUGGAUCAAAUUGUCUAUACCUAUCAAAGUGCCAGAGUUAUGGUCUCCAAUGAUGUUUUACUAUUACGGUAUGUUUGGAGGGAAGCCGAAAAGGAAACUACGGGGAGGGCGGCGUCCAAUGAAUUGCAAAAGAUUCUCAGACGAAUCAACUAUCACAUUCCAUCUUCCAAGAAAUUUAGCGACUCGUAUGACAAGUUUGGAAAGAUGAUUCAUUUGGACCGGAAAAUGAGAAAGCAAGGACUGACCUUUGAACAAACGGCUAGCUUUUUGCACAAGCUCAAGCGAGAUUCGUGGUUGGCCAAGCCCACGACGCGGUACUGGAAUCGAUUGUUUGGAGAUCAAAUGAAGAAUGGAAAAGCCAGAACGAAUGUCAGUGCCCAAACCUUUCUGACCAAGUUCCUGCAUGAAUUUCAGGGGGAAGAAAAUGCCACUUUGGAAGAGGUCCAACGAUUGUUCCUACACUUGAAUGCACUUCAGCUGCCACGGUCGGGGGAAUCCAUUGAUAUACCUGCAGAUCCUUCUUCCAGGAUUGAUAAGGUUCGAUUUGAAGCCUAUCUGAAUAGUGAAGAAAAUGAUGCCUUUGAUCCAUUGCGGGAAAAGUACCACAAGGACUUCAUGCGACACCCCAUUUCGGAAUACUGGAUUAAUUCGAGCCACAAUACCUAUUUGACAGGUGAUCAAAUCACGUCGGCUUCCAGUGUGGACAUGUACUCGAAUGCUCUGUACCGAGGAUGCCGUUGUUUGGAGCUUGAUAUAUGGGAUGGUGAAAUUGUGGAUAUGCAGCCAUGCCCAGUUGUUUGGCACGGCCAUACGAUGACAAGCAAGAUCUUGUUUAAGGACAUCAUUCGAGCAAUCAAGCUGUUUUUGAAUUUCCACCCGGACACCUUUCCCCUCGUCUUGAGUUUUGAGAAUCAUUGCUCCAUUCCGUACCAAGAAGUCAUGGCCCAACAGCUUGUGCGUAUUCUAGGAAGCUCUUUGUACAUUCCCUCUGAGACAUCUUUGCAAGGAAGUCUACCUUCGCCAAUGGAUCUCAAGGGGAUGGUCGUCAUCAAGGGAAGGCGUCCCACAGACUUGAAUUUGGAUGAUGCGGAAGAUUAUGAAGACGAUGUUUCAGAUGACGGAGCGCCAUCUACGGUCUUUGGUUCCGAAUUCGGAGAUGCAGAGCAAGCGGCAAAUCGAAAAAAGAAUACAACUGGCAAGAUUUCUCCGUCGCUAGCAAGGUUGACUCUGUUUCAUGGAAACAAGCUGCGUAGCUGGGAAUCGAGUAUCUUGAAUCCGACUCAUUACAUGCAUUCAUUUUCCGAGAACAAAGUACGUUCCCUUGCCCGGAAAACGGAUCGAAGAACAUGGACUGUCUACAAUGAAACACACAUGUCAAGAACCUAUCCUGCGGGGUCACGGGUGGAUUCUAGCAACUACCUGCCGAUUCUUCCAUGGUCGCUAGGGUGUCAGAUGGUAUCACUAAACUUUCAAACUAACGACGUGGCGCUGAAGUUAAACGAUGGUCGCUUUCGUGAAAAUGGCAGUUGCGGAUACGUCCCAAAACCGGCAAACUUGCUGGAAAUGCACGACAAAGUAGAAACCAAUGACCCAAACAAACUGAAGGUUUCAAUUCGGAUUUUGAGCGGAGCUUGCAUACCAAAGCCAAACGAAGACAAGACAGGAGAAGUGAUCAAUCCUUACGUCAAGGUUUCGAUGUACGACAUUAAGAAUGGGGAGAAGGCAGGAUUCCAGUCGUUCGAUACAGGGGUAUGCAACAAUAACGGGUUCAAUCCUAUCUUCACUUCGGAUAAGUUUUCGUUCCGAGUGGACAAUCCAGCUGUUGCGAUGUUAUAUCUGGCGAUUUACGACAAGGAAAGUACUCCCGCGAAGACAGAUGCGCUUGUGGCAUCUGCGUCCAUCCCGGUCUCAGUUUUGCGCAAGGGGCUUCGAUCUGUGAAACUAUUUGACAAUGCAAACACCAGAUCCGGUGCCAUUGGUUUCGCCUCGCUAUUGAUUGAGGUGAAGAAAACUAUUGGCGUUGUAAACGACGCAGAUGACUUUAUUGCACAGCAAGCGACACGGGCGAAAAAGGUUGCCAUUAUGGCCGAGUUCUAA